GCGUUGAGAAGUUUGGAAGUGGUGUGCGGCCGCACAUGGUCGCACCGUCCAUGAAAAACAUUAAUUUCAGAUUGAGCCCACCACUACUUUUUUGUUGCUACUCAUUUUCCAUGCUCCUAUAAUUACAUCUAUCUAUAUAUAUUACUCCCAACAAUCAAAUACCAUUCAUUCAACAUUUCCUCCGACAGCAGAGAGAGAGAGAGAGAAGAAAAAGGUGAAUCAAUUAAUUAGCCAUGGCAGCUUCAUCCGCCUCUACUAUUUUGAAGGUUGCCGUCUCCUCCCCUUCUCCCGCCAGACUGCCGCCGUCCGCCGCCUCCCAGAAACUCCCAUCCAAGCAGAAACACUCCCUCCCUAAACCCCUCGCUCUCUCCACCACUAAAUCAUUCUCAUGCAGAGCACAGGCUGCAGCUGAUUCAACACCCCGUCCCCAGAAAGUUCAAGAGCUGCACGUCUACGAGAUCAACGAGCGUGAUCGCGGCAGCCCCGCAUACCUCCGAUUGAGCCAAAAAACCGUCAAUUCCCUCGGCGAUCUCGUGCCUUUCAGCAACAAGGUGUACACCGGCGACCUGAAGAAACGGGCUGGAAUAACGGCGGGGAUAUGCAUCCUGAUAAAGAACGAAGCAGAGAAGAAGGGCGACCGGUACGAGGCCAUCUACAGCUUCUACUUGGGCGACUACGGCCACAUCGCCGUGCAGGGGCCCUACCUCACCUACCAAGACACCGAGCUCGCCGUCACCGGCGGCUCCGGCGUCUUCGAGGGCGUCUACGGCCACGUCAAGCUCCACCAGAUCAUCUUCCCCUUCAAACUCUUCUAUACCUUCCACCUCAAGGGCAUCCCCGACCUGCCGCCGGAGCUGCUCGCCCAGCCGGUGCCGCCCGCGCUCCACGUGGAGCCCACCCCCGCCGCCAAGACUUGUGAACCGGGAGCCACGCUCCCUAACUUUACCAAUUAGUUUCUCCGUUGACGGGUCGUUGCUUCCAUGUGUAAUAAAUUAAUUUUUAAGAUUGAUUAAAAUACUA
Messenger RNA from Salvia miltiorrhiza (redroot sage), 1020 nucleotides. Its product is annotated as allene oxide cyclase, chloroplastic-like. Gene Ontology annotation, biological process: jasmonic acid biosynthetic process. The record is from RefSeq and is a predicted model, not a curated record. The transcript has 3 exons. Gene Ontology annotation, molecular function: allene-oxide cyclase activity. The coding region runs from base 234 to 953 and encodes 239 amino acids. NCBI's taxonomy places the organism in Eukaryota, Viridiplantae, Streptophyta, Magnoliopsida, Lamiales, Lamiaceae.